AUGGAGGUCGCUGAAGGGAAAUUAAAGACAAAACUCAUUCAAUUAAACAUAACAACGAAUAGAACAAAGUCUAUUGUGGAUAAUGGUCAAGCCGAAGCGAUAGAAAGACAUCAAAAAACUCUGAGAACUGUGAUAAAUGAAGUAGAUCAACUGCAUAUAGAAAUCGAAGCGCUCAAAAUAACAGAGCAAGUAAAGGACGAGGAUUUGGAUGCGUGGAAUGCAAAUCUAGUGACACAAAUUGCAAAGGGAGAUCAAAGUGUGGAAAUCUUGAAAGAGUGGCUCAAUAGUCGAAAGACGUUCUGCCAAACGUACGAGAGAGAAGAGCAGAUUAAAUUCGAAGUCAAAUUACAAGAGACCAAAACUAAAUUCAAGGCAGAACACAUGGGAAAUCAAAACAGUUCUCCCAAAUCUCAUAGCGAAGCGACAAAUAUUCAAGCAAAAUUACCUAAAUUAGUCAUCACCAAAUUUAACGAGACAUUUACUGACUGGAAUAGAUUUUGGGGACAAUUUACAGAGUCAAUCGACAAAUCCAGUUUGCCAGCAAUUAUCAAAUUUUCAUACUUGAGAGAACUGUUAGAUGACAAGGUCAGGAAAGCUGUAGAAGCCCUACCAUAUUCAGCAGAGGGCUAUAACAGAGCAGUAACAAUCUUUAAAGAGCGGUACGGAAAAGAACGCAAGAUUGUUAAGGCGUACAUGAAGGAAAUAUUCAAGCUUCCUCCAGUUCUGACAGCCAAUGCGAGGAAGAUUCAUGAGUUCUGUGAGAAACUAACAUACAGUGUGCAAUCACUCCAGACUAUGAAUAAACUUUCUCAAGUAGACGGUGCAGUAGUGAUGACUCUAGACAAAUUGCCAGCUAUCAGAGGUGAUCUCAUUCGUACUGACCCUGACUGGGAGAAAUUGGACUUCAUACAGCUUACAAAGGCUCUUCGACUUUGGACGAGAAGGAACCCGAUCACUGAAAAUGCCAAUUCCAAAGACAAGGAUUGAAGACGAGACAGAACGGGUCGGAAUUACCACACUCGUCAAGGGACGGGGACUUCGCAUACAUGUGUAUAUUGCAAUGCUGCAGAUCAUAAAUCAACAACCUGCCCAACCGUUAAAACAUCAGAAGAAUGCAGGAGAAUCCUAGCAAAUAAAAAACUAUGUUUCAACUGUACUGGACCCUCCCACCGAGCAGCAGAAUGUAAAAGUAUUGUGACAUGUCACAACUGUGCUAGAAGACACCACACCUCAAUCUGUGAAAAUCCAAAGAAACCUGAGGGGUUCAUGUCAGCCCAUAGGGCAGGGGACAACCAAGUUAUUUAUCCUGUUGUGGUCAUCGAAGUCGAUGGAAUAAAGACACGAGCGCUACUCGACACUGGCUCGGGGAGCUGCUAUGCUUCAGCCAAACUUAUAGACGCUCUGAACAAGAAACCGAAGGAGAUCCAAACAAAACGGAUUGAAAUGAUGCUCGGCUCAACAACAACCAGAGUUGAAAUCUACCCUGCAACUAUCAAGGGAGCUGAUGGUCAGUUUACAAUGGAAGUCGAACUAUCGAAAGUCCAUAAGCCACAUCUGAUGGAAAUUGAUAAUCCUCGGUAUGAAGAGCUGCUGAGCAAGUAUAACCAUUUAAAGGGAGUGAAGAUAGAUGAUCUUGAUGACAAACCACACCUUCCUAUACAUGUAGUUCUCGGAGUGAACGAGUAUGCCAAUAUCAAGACAACAGCAGCGCCAUGAGUUCGGAAACCCGGACAACCCAUUGUUGAACGUGCUCGCCUCGGUUGGGUGUUAAUGUCGCCCGGUAGAAAGGAUGUGACAAGGCCACUUCUGCUAACUCGAUCAGUCAGCACAGACUAUGAGCAGCUGAGUUCCUUGGAUGUGCUUGGACUUGCUGACAAACCGGAGAACAAUCAGGGAACUGUAUACCAGGAUUCAAAGAGCAACUUCAACGGAACAAGGCUGGUUGGUAUGAGACAAAGUUGCCUUGGAAGGCCAACCGCCCAGAAUUGCCAACAAACGAAGCGGGCAGCCGAAGAUGGGAAUUAUUAAGACUAUGACAGCAUAAUUCAGGAGCAGCUUCAGAGCGGUGUGAUUGAAAGAGCACCUACAGAACCCAAGGGCAAGGAAUACUACAUACCACAUAAAGGAGUUUCUAAGAAAGAUGCGGAAAGUACGAAGUUGCAGGUGGUCUACGACGCGUCUGCGUGGGAAAAUGUGAAGCAUCCCUCCCUGAACGACUGCUUGAACCCAGGACCAUCUCCCCAAAACAUACCUUGGAACAUUCUAAUAAGAUCACGAUUCCACCCGAUCCUGUUGACAGGUGACCUGCAGAAAGCAUUUCUGCAAAUUAGAAUAAAGGAAGAAGAGAGAGAUUCCUUACAGUUCCACUGGAGAGCACCUGGCAGUACCGAAACUCGAAUAUACCGUUUUACGAGAGCCUUGUUUGGGCUAACCUCAUCCCCUUUCCUUCUCGCAGGAGUCCUCAACCAACACUUCGAACUGUGGGAACGCCAGUAUCGUGAGAUUGUUAAAGAGAUUCACGAUGGCCUGUAUGUGGACGACCUCAUGGCUGGUGGUACAACAGUUGACGAUGUGCAAACAAAGUUUGAAGUUGAAGUUUUCCAGGAUGCAUCCUUCAAGCUUCACAAAUGGCACUCGAAUGCAAGAGGACUCGAAGCCAGCAGUAAUCCACCAGCAAAUGAUGAGUUAACCUAUGCCAAGCAGCAAUUAGGAGUGAGCCGACUGGGGACAAAGCUUUUGGGACUAGCGUGGGACAAGGAUAAAGACACCUUCAAAGUUGGUUUGCACAAAGAUGAAACUAUCUCUACAAAAUGGAACGCUCUGUCUCAACUAGCAAAGAUCUAUGACCCACUGGGACUGGCCUCGCCAACAACUUUGCAAGGAAAAAUUCUCUAUCAUGAGAUGUGUGAGAUCAACAUAGCGUGGGACAGUGAACUUCCAGCUGAACUGAAAAAACAAUGGAUCGAAUGGUACUCCAAACUGCCAAGUUACAUCGAGGUUAAGGCACUCUGGCACCAUAUCAACAACCAAUCUUAGAAAUUGUGUUGAACGAAUUCGGAGAUGCAAGCACUCGGGGAGUUAGCGCGGCAGUAUACGCGGUCGUCCGGCAGGAAAAUGGGACAACUCAAGGACUCGUCUGCUCGAAAUCUCGGUUGGCAAAGCGGAAUUUAACCAUUCCCCAGCUCGAGUUAGUGGCUGGCCAUAUGGCAAUCAAUCUUGCGACCAAUGUUCAACUGGCCAUCGAUCUAUACCCAGUGUCAGCACAUUGUUGGCUUGAUUCGACUGUGGCACUAUACUGGAUACGUGGGCAGGGGGAGUACCGGCAGUUCGUUGCAAACAGGGUACACAAGAUACAGCAGCAUCAGGAUGUCAAGUGGCAUCACAUGCCGACCACCCCACAGAUUUGGGCAGCCGCGGCGGAAGCGUUGAUCAUCAUCAGCUAUGGAACCAAGGUCCGAGUUGGCUGAGCGAAGAAACUGAAUGGCCAGCAGACAUAAUCUUUGAGCCCAACGCAGAUUCCAACACGGAGUUAAAGGUGACUCGAAGCGUCUUUGCUGCAACAGCACAAGUCCAUGAUGAUUUUGACCAACUUCUUGAUGCUCACGAAGUGCACAAAGUCCUGCGAAUUUGUGCAUGGAUUCAGAGGUUUAUCAGCAACUGUAGGUCCCGAGCUAGAGACUGGCAAGAUGGUCCACUGAACGCAAUCGAGAUUGAACAACAGAGACUUUGGUGGACCAAGCAAGCACAACUAGAAUGCCAAGAAAGACUCUGCUUCAAACAAGACCAGCUCCAACUGAAUCUGCAGCUAAACAGCGAAGAUAUAUUUGAAUGCAGAGGGCGAAGUGAAGGAGAGUUCCCGAUCUACCUGCCAGAUAGUCAUCCCUUUACGCACGGAAUUGUACGACAAGCGCAUCUAUCGACAUUACACAGUGGUGUCUCGCUGACAAUGGCAUGUGACGUCUAUUGGAUUCCCAGAUUGCAUCACUUGGUCAAGAAAGUGAGAAGUGCCUGCUGGGGUUGCAAGGGAUUUAGAGCCCAAGCAUACCAAUCCCCACCCCAGGAAACCUUCCAAGCACAAGGACACAAGGGUCUAUGCCAUUCCAA
Molecule: messenger RNA, 4104 nt
Organism: Paramuricea clavata
Lineage: Eukaryota; Metazoa; Cnidaria; Anthozoa; Malacalcyonacea; Plexauridae
Source: the annotation of a GenBank genome assembly